AUGUCAGACGUGAAAGACAAGGUAGCGACGACGACCGACACCGACGCCGCUGUCGCGCCGCCGCCGCCGGCGCCGGCGAAACUCUCCCUCAAAGACGCGUUCCUCUCGCACAUCUGGGACACAGACACGCACCUCAAGUCCCCCGCGGAGCGGCGCCUGCUCUUCAAGCUCGACGUCGCGAUGCUCACCUGCUUGUGCUUGGGCUUCUUCAACAAGUAUCUCGACCAGAGCAAUAUCUCGAAUGCCUACGUGUCGGGGCUUAAGGAGGAGCUCAAGUGGUACGGGAACCAGUAUACAUACGCCCAGUCGCUCUACACCGCCGCGUACGCCAUCAUGCAAGUGCCGUCGACGCUCAUAGUCCAAAAGGUCCGCCCGUCGCUCUGGCUCGGCGGUUGCGAGGUCCUCUGGGCGAUCUUCACCUUCGCGCAAGCGGGCGCGCACUCCACGAGCACGAUGUACGGCCUGCGCUUCAUGGUCGGCGUGACCGAGAGCGCCUUUUUUCCCGUGGGCCUCUUUCUCCUCGGGUCAUGGUACACGCCCACCGAGCUGGCGAAGCGCACGGCCAUCUUCCACUUCACCGCGCCGGCCGGGUCAGCGUUCGCGGGAUACCUCCAAGCGGCGGUAUACAAGACACUGAACGGGCGCCACGGGCUCGAGGGGUGGCGCUGGCUUUACAUCAUCUGCGGGGUGAUCACGCUGCCGUGUGGCUUGCUUGUGUGGGGCGUGUUGCCCGACUAUCCGUCCACGGGGCGCAAGCGCUGGUGGUUGACGGAGGAAGAGGUCGAGCUCGCGCGCGAGCGCGUGGCAAGGGCGAAGCGCGCGCAGACGGACGGCAAGCUGUCCUGGCCUAUCCUGAAGCGGAUCGGAUCCAGCUGGCACGUGUACGUGCUUCCUCUCACGUACAUCUUCUACGGGCUCGCGCUCCAGGACGCGGGGUACUUUGGCAUCUGGCUGAAGUCGACAAAGAAAUACUCCAUCGAAAUGGUCAACAUCCUGCCGACCUUCACCUCGGUCAUCGGCGCCGUGUCCAUCCUGCUCUGGGGCUUCGGGUCAGACUACACCGGCUCCCGGGCGGCCUUCACGCUCGGCCCGCUGGCAUGGGGCCUGUUCCCGACCGGCGUGUUGGCGUUCUGGCCCGCCUCGCUGCGGCUCAAACAGGCCGCGUUCCUCGUCGCCUCGAGCCCGCUCGUCACGGCCGUCGUGUUCAGCUGGUGGAACGAGAUCUGCAGUGCCGACCCGCUGGAACGCGCGCUCGUGAUCUCGCUCUCCAAUGGCCUCCAGUACGCCAUGAACGCUUGGAUCCCGCUGCUUAUCUUCAAGCAGACGGACGCGCCGAGCUUCCGCAAGGGCUUCCCGACGACGUUUGCGUUCAAUAUUAUCGCGCUGGGCCUGUUGACGCUCGUGUUCUUCUUGCAUCGGCGUGAGAAGCGUGGGGUCAAGGCCGACGAGGAGGAGGAGGCUGGGGCAGAGAGCGAGGGCGACGCCAAGGUCAAGGUCGCCGGCGAGGGCAUUCCCGUGCUCUCGCACGACGGGGUCAAGUCGGUUGCUUAG
Molecule: messenger RNA, 1551 nt
Organism: Vanrija pseudolonga
Lineage: Eukaryota; Fungi; Basidiomycota; Tremellomycetes; Trichosporonales; Trichosporonaceae
Product: Pantothenate transporter liz1
Exons: 4
Coding region: 1-1551 (516 amino acids)
Biological process (GO): transmembrane transport
Cellular component (GO): membrane
Molecular function (GO): transmembrane transporter activity
Source: RefSeq, a predicted model, not a curated record